UCGACAGGCAGGGGGUGCUGUGAGCCAUGCCCCAUAGCUCUGACAGCAGUGACUCCAGCAGCUUCAGCCAGUCCUCUUCAUCCAGCAAACAGGACUCUUCUGAUGAAAUGAGGAAAGUACAAAGAAGAGAAAAGAAUCGCAUCGCAGCUCAGAAGAGUCGGCAGAGACAGACACAGAAAGCAGAUCACCUGCACUUGGAGAGUGAAGACUUGGAGAGACAGAAUGCUGCUUUGCGGCGAGAAAUCAAGCACCUAACAGAAGAACUGAAGCACUUUUCCACAGUGUUGAAUUCCCAUGAGACUCACUGCUCGAUUCUCCAGACACAACCCCCAGUGCCUUCAGAGGUGCUUUUUACCCCUCUUGCUUUUCCUCAGAGCCAUAUCAGCUCCCCUUGUUUCUAAUACUGAUAUCAACACUUGGAUUGAAAAAAUGCUUGGAUUCCAUGCCUAGAACAAUGAGAUGAGGUUCUCACUAGGACAACUCAGAGUAUCUUCAUGUCUCUCUCUGUUGAGCAGAAUAAGGAGUCAAGAUGUCUUGGAUCUGGUCGUGGGCAGAUAUCAGGACACAAAAGAAGUGUUUCUGCAAAGGGCUUGCGUCGGUGAAUGAGAUCCAGAGAACAAGAUAACCGCAUAUUUCUGUUAUUUGCACUGAAGCACUGCAUAUUGAAGUGUGUUCUUUUGCAACACUUCUUAAUUCAUU
Molecule: messenger RNA, 699 nt
Organism: Protobothrops mucrosquamatus (brown spotted pit viper)
Lineage: Eukaryota; Metazoa; Chordata; Lepidosauria; Squamata; Viperidae
Gene: BATF
Product: basic leucine zipper ATF-like transcription factor
Exons: 3
Coding region: 27-401 (124 amino acids)
Biological process (GO): regulation of transcription by RNA polymerase II
Cellular component (GO): nucleus
Molecular function (GO): DNA-binding transcription factor activity, RNA polymerase II-specific; RNA polymerase II cis-regulatory region sequence-specific DNA binding
Source: RefSeq, a predicted model, not a curated record